Messenger RNA from Necator americanus (New World hookworm), 2412 nucleotides. RefSeq lists its product as uncharacterized. The record is from RefSeq and is a predicted model, not a curated record. The coding region runs from base 1 to 2412 and encodes 803 amino acids. NCBI's taxonomy places the organism in Eukaryota, Metazoa, Nematoda, Chromadorea, Rhabditida, Ancylostomatidae. The transcript has 4 exons.
AUGAAUGACGGUACACCCGUCAUUUGUGGAGAGAAGGUUCCGUCGCGAAAUGUAGGCGGUGUUGGUUUCGUUGUGCACCCAUCUGUCGUCCAUCUCGUCGAUUCUCACGAGAUCCUGUCACCUCGUCUGGCCAUUCUUCGUCUCCGUCAUCUGCGCCAAAUUCCCAUCAGUAUCAUCAUUUACUAUUCACCAACAUCAGCAGCUGAUGAAUCCGAAUUGGUCGCGUUUUACGAGGAACUGGAGGAAUUGAUCCGCAACGAGAAGUCCUUCUACAAAUUUGUUGUCGGAGGCUUAAACGCAAAACUAGGAAAGGCCACAGAAGAGGAAUACAGGAUUGGAAGAUUUGGACUAGGGGACCGGAAUGAAAAUGGCAAUCGUCUCGCCGGGCUGUUGUACGCCGCUCGCCUCUUUCAUGGGAACUCUCUUUUCAUGAAAAAAGAUCAUCGUCGGUGGACAUGGGAAUCGCCCAAUGGCGCGACUCGUGCGGAGAUCGACCAUAUACUCACCAACCGGAGGUGGUGUCUACUUGACGUCUCAGUAGUACCAUCCUUUUGUAGUGGUUCUGAUCACCGUCUCCUUCGUGAAAAAAUACGACUUAGCCACACGAUAGAAAAGAACAUCUGCUAUCGGCAACGAAGGAGAAAAGAAGUCGUCUACGACGAUUGCGUACUCGAGGACUCCUUGUCCCAAGGUGACUGGCACAUCGAGGAGGACCCAAACUACGAGAUACUGCUCAGAGGAUUACGAGCCUGCGCCGAACGUGCCUCGAAGCCGCGCACGACAAACGUGAAUCGAAUUUCGAAGACCACCAAGGAAUUGUUGGAAAGAAGAAAGGCUUUGAGGCUUGAUCCGAAUGCAUCGCAUAUUGAGCGGCAGAAGAAGAUUCUAGAAGCAGCACAAAGAAGAACGAGUCUAAAGAAGUGCCGCAGGGAUCUCCGCGAAUAUAAUAUUCCGCUAGCAACCUUGCUGAGCGAAGACGGGACUCGCACGUCUUCUCAUCGUGAGAUGGAAAUCAUUAGGGAAACCUUUUGCGUUCAUCAACUCCUGUGUCAAGCCCAAUCAUCCGAAGCUCCACCACGGAUUCUCCCUUCAGAAGUACGAGUCGCUAUCAAGAGCAUGAAGCCUGGCACAGCCUCCGGACCUGAUUUUAUAUCAGCAGACUUUCUUCUGGCUGGCGGCCAUCCGCUUCAUGUAAUCUUAGCAGCGCACAUGACAUCCUAUCUUCAGAAAGAGAGGAUCCCAGACCAGACGUUGGAUGAAGCCCUUCCUCAAGAACAAGCUGGAUUCCGCCAGGGGUUCAGCUGCUUGGACCACAUCCAGACCGUGUUGAGGGUCAUAAAGGUUUGCCGGAAAUACCGCCUGCCCCUUGUUUUAACCUUCGUCGACUAUGAGAAAGCCUUUGACAGCGUAGAAACGAAUGCAAUACUGUCAGCGCUGGUCGAUCAAGGUGUAGACGCCUCGUAUGUGAGGACAUUAGCCAAUUGCUACGAACGAUGCACGACUAGGAUACCGCUUUUCCACCGCCUUCUCACCAUACCUAUUAGAAAUGGAGUACGACAAGGCGAUACUAUAUCGCGGAAGCUGUUCAUGGUUGCAUUGCAAUGGAUAAUGAAAUCACUUUUGUGGAAAGAAAGGGGCAUACGUGUUGAUGGAAGAUUUCUCUCGAACCUUCGUUUCGCGGACGACAUCGUUCUCUUUUCGAGCAGUACCAAUGAAGCAGAAACGAUGCUCAACGAAUUGAACAAAGCAGGGAAGAGAAUAGGACUACGAAUAAACAGAAAGAAGACACAGUUCAUGAAGAACGCCCACUGCGAGGACGGAGGAGUACAACUUGAAGGCUCCCUAAUCGUGGAAACUCCGUCAUACGUAUAUCUCGGACGUUCUAUGAACAUGGAAAACGACUUGAAGGAAGUGCUGAAUAGAAGGAUGAGAGCAGCGCUGGCAGCACUCGCAGCCGUCAGGGAAGCUACGGACCAACUGACGGACCAAGAUCUUCGUGCCCAUUUGUUCGACUCAACACUCUUUCCAGCGCUCUGUUACGCAGCGGAGACGUGGGCAGACACCGCGGCCACGUCUACUAAGCUACGUACUACCCACAGAGCCCUUGAGAGAUGUCUCCUGAAGUUUAACCUACGCACACAACACCUUGCCGAUCUUCGUAGCUCCGACUUAAGAGGAAUGUCCCGUCUUCGCGACCCUGCAGAAUACGUAUCAAAAGCAGAACAUGGAUGGGCCGGUCACAUCAUGAGAAGAGUCGCCGGUGAGAGCUCAGCUGGAUACGGCUCAAGGACCUUGUCAACUUCACUCACGAAGCUUGAGAACAUCUUGGAUGACAAUGGCGAGGGAACGAAACGAGUGGAAGAGAUGCUGGAGCCCGCACGUCCAGUGAAGACGGGCCAUCUAAGUAUCUAA